UACUGAUUGGACACAGAUGGAUCUACCUCGUUUGUUGGCGUCGUACGAAUACACUUGGUGACGCUGUUUCUUCCAUGACGAGUCCUUGCUCCUCCGAGUCUCCCUUGAUCAGCUUGUCUGGCAGAUCCUCUGGCUGUUGGUAGGUGGACAAUAGUGGAGGAAGUUGAAGUCGAUCUGCGAGUUGUACUCACCAUCAUGACCCAGAAGUGACCAUGGCGUGGAGACUUCUUGACAAGGUGUCUCGCAACCGGGUUUUGAGCUUUAUUCACCCCGAGGCCCGAACAAGGGUUUCACGCCCACAGGUAUAAGACUGCGAAGAUGUGAACGACCCAAGGCCAAUGGCAAAGUGCCGGUCUUACCUUGCCCAAACCUUGCAACGACAAAGACAACAAUGGCUUCCGAAGAUCGAUUCGAUGUUUUGAUCGCUGGCGGGGGGCCAGCAGGUCUGCUCAUCGGUUUGGGCCUGGAACGGAUGGGAAUCCAUGUAUGCAUUAUUGAGCGUCUUGUCAAAUCGGAAAUUCCAAUGUACGGUCGUGCGUGCACACUAUAUUCACGAAGUCUAGAAUAUCUCGAUCAGUUCGAGCUUCUCGACGAUAUGACUCAAGAGGGCUUCAUUGGGCGCGGAUCCGUCAACUUCGACAAGAAUGGAGUACGAAAUGUGGACAGAGGAUGGCACAAAAUUUUCCAUCAUUCAAAGGACUCAUACUUUUCUUGGCUGCUGAACUUGCGGUUGAAGUAUUCCGAAGACAUUAUUCGCGACCAUUUUAUCAGGCAGGGUGGUACGUAUCGCGAUGGCCUAGAACUUACCAGUUUUGAUCACGAUGGGGAAACGACAAAUGAGUACCGUCAAGCUCAUAUCAAGGAUAUGCGCACGAACCAGAGUCAUAUCUACGAAAGGUGGGUACCUAUGUUCAGAUCAUGAUCUAGCACGCUGAGUUAUCUGGCCAUGAAUAGCCGUUUCCUAGUCGGUGCAGACGGUGCCCGUUCUACCACACGCCGCUUGGCCAAGAUCUCAACUCAGUCAUAUGGCUCGCCCACUCCCAUCAAAUGGGUCCGGAUGGACGGCGUGGUCAAAACAGACAUGCCGGACCACAGCCUCGGGUUCGCAUCGCUCGAAUCACCAACGCAUGGCAAUGUCCUGUGGGUGGCUCUGGAUCACGGCCGGUCACGUAUCGGCUUCGCUCUGAACCCCGAGCUGCAGAAGAAGUAUGGUGAUUCGAUGACUGAAGAGCAGGUUAUGGCGGAAGCACGUGUAGCCAUGAAGCCUUUCAAGGUGGAGUUCUCUCGUCUCGACUGGCACACCGUCUACGGGAUACGGCAAGAAUUGACAGAUCAGUACAUCAAGAACCGUGUCGUCUUGGCUGGCGAUGCAUGCCAUAUCCACUCUUCUGGCCUCGCACAGGGCAUGAACACUGGCAUCCACGAUUCGCUCAACCUGUGCUGGAAACUUGCUGGCUACCUCAAGGGCUAUCUCAAGGCAGAGGUGCUGCAGACGUACGAAACCGAGAGACGCGCUGCGGCCAACACCUUGAUCAAUAUCGAUCGCAUUGUGUCCGAAUUGAUAACAGGCAGAGUUCCGCCAGAGCUCGUGGUCAAUGGUGGUGCGGCGGACCCUAAUGCUCUCCUGACACGCUACUUUGAAGAGUCGAUCCAGUUCAAUAUUGGCCUUGGAGUCGAUUACGCUGCCAACAUUCUAAACAUGUACCCUACCGCUGGCACUGUCCAAGCGGGUCAUCGGCUUCCGGACGUCCUGUUACACCAGCCCGGGCACAGUGUCCCGACGCGGCUUUACGAAAUGCUUCGUUCUCGCGCCGAAUUUUCGGUGUUGGUCUUCACGGGUAGGCCUUGGGUGACGAAAAUGAAACCCACGGACAACCUUGACUGUGUUCACCACGCCUUCGGAGAUGCAGGGUCGAAAUUGGUCAAUUCUACUUUGAUCCCGCUGAAGCAGAUUACCAUCGUGGCCGGUAGCGGCUCAUCGGUCUUUGACCUACUAGGCAGACCGGCGUAUGGACAGGCGUGUUACGAUCAAAGCGAAGCCGCCUACAGCCGGUACGGGAUCUCUGCGGAAGACGGAGCUAUCGUCGUUGGUAGGCCCGACAGCCUCGUUGGCUUUGCGUGUCGAUUUUCCGAGGCAGAGAAAGUUCUGCAGUAUUUCAAAGCGCUAGAGCCUCAGACGCGUAUCGUGUAAACUCUAGAAAGUACACUACACCCAUAGUAUUGCAUCAAACCGUCGUGACCAUGGGAACACCACUCUAGGAAAGCCCCGCAUCCAGGAGAACACGGCCUGCGAUACUCCGCUGCUGUUGGUUCCAGGCAC
Messenger RNA from Exophiala oligosperma, 2320 nucleotides. RefSeq lists its product as hypothetical. Gene Ontology annotation, molecular function: FAD binding. The transcript is spliced from 4 exons. The record is from RefSeq and is a predicted model, not a curated record. Bases 947 to 2191 code for a protein of 414 amino acids. NCBI's taxonomy places the organism in Eukaryota, Fungi, Ascomycota, Eurotiomycetes, Chaetothyriales, Herpotrichiellaceae.